UAAACAUAGAUAAAACUCAAAAUAAAUAAAAACAAAAGUAAAGAAAAAGAUAAGUGGAAACGGGCGUGAGAGAGGUGUACUAUUACUACUAUUCGUGCGUGAACGUUUAACAGACCCAGUUCCUCCCUUGCCCCGUCACGCCCUGCCGUCGCCGUUCUUCCCAUCUGUGAUACCAAAUGGCCAACAGAGUUCAAAUUCCUUCCAACAAUUCAUCACUUAUUGCCAUGAUUGCAGACGAGGAUACCAUAGUUGGGUUUCUUUUGGCUGGAGUGGGAAAUGUUGACAUACGUAGGAAGACAAAUUACCUUAUUGUGGAUUCAAAGACAACUGUCAAACAAAUUGAGGACGCAUUCAAAGAAUUCACUUCACGGGAGGAUAUUGCUAUUGUGCUGAUUAGCCAAUUUGUUGCAAAUAUGAUAAGGUUUUUGGUUGAUAGUUAUAACAAGCCUGUUCCUGCAAUACUUGAAAUCCCUUCAAAAGACCAUCCUUAUGAUCCCACCCAUGAUUCAGUUCUUUCACGAGUGAAGUAUCUCUUCUCUAAUGAAUCAGUGGCAUCUGAUAGACGCUGAAUCAUCCUUUGGUUGGAGCUUUUUGGGCGUUUGUUGCUUUUCUUUGUACAUUAUGGUCAAUAAUCUUCUCUUGAAAUUCAUGAGUUCUAAGUAGAUUGAAUAAUUCCUACUGUUUGGUUAUAAUUUAAAAUCCUGUUAUAGAUCUUCAAAGACGGGCUAUUUAUUGUUGCUUCUGAUGACAUAUUAGCAAGCAAAUAUGCACUUAUCAUUGCUACUUAA
This is a messenger RNA of Lathyrus oleraceus (garden pea), 788 nucleotides long. Its product is annotated as V-type proton ATPase subunit F. Gene Ontology annotation, cellular component: proton-transporting V-type ATPase, V1 domain; membrane. Gene Ontology annotation, molecular function: proton-transporting ATPase activity, rotational mechanism. The coding region runs from base 177 to 569 and encodes 130 amino acids. Gene Ontology annotation, biological process: proton transmembrane transport. The transcript is spliced from 5 exons. The record is from RefSeq and is a predicted model, not a curated record. Lineage: Eukaryota; Viridiplantae; Streptophyta; Magnoliopsida; Fabales; Fabaceae.